AUGUCAGCUGCGCUAAGUUCUGUUCAAAUUGCCGAGUAUUACUCCAAAUUCUUUGCUAGAACGGAAUCAGAGGAGCUUUUAGAUGAACAAAGUGCGCACGUCAACUCGAGAUCAACAUCGAGGUUCAAAGCACCAGCACCAACAUCUGAAAAUGAAAUUCUAUCCAUAGAGUUCAACCCUAACGGAUCCUUAUUAGCCUACACCAGGAGAGAUGGUACCUUUAACAUCUGGAAAUUAAGAACAGAGAAGCCAGAUAUUUAUAUGCCUGUCUCUGAUACCCAGGGAUUCGAGAAAUGUGUAAGCUCUAUAAGUUGGAAUCCUAAUGAAGAGAAUCAGAUAGCGAGCGUUGCUAAUUUCAAAACUGUGGAAAUUUGGGACGCAGUUUCGGGGGCACCACUGAGAACUCUGAUAACAGCAGAAACAAUGAAAAAUUCAGAAUGUAAGUUUGAUCCGACGGGGAGAUGGUUAGUUGUACUAACCGAAUGUGACAAACUUUAUCUUUUCGACACGAGUUCUGGCUAUUCACUUAAAUCUAUUUUUGAAUUGCAUGAAGUCUACAUGGAAGACAAAGGUGCAACAGAUGCUGCAGUUUCCAUUGAGUGGGAUAGCUUUGGUUCGUUCAUUUUCGCGGGCUUCAAAAGCGGAAAAAUCAUGAUAUUAAGAGUAAGCGAGGAUCAUGGUAUAGCGCUGACCUUUGAAAUUAGCGAUCACUUGGGUGCUAUUACCUGUAUGAAAUGCGACCCCACUGGUCGGUACUUUGUUGCAGGAAGUGAAGAUACUACCUGCUCGGUGUGGAAUGUUCAAGAUAUGUGUUGCGAGUGGGUUAUCGACGAUUUUGACGACUGUAUUACCGACGUAGAUAUAUGCCAUAAUGGAUAUUCACUUGCUGUAUGUUCUGCAAGUGGAACCAGGAUCUACUCGUUGAGUAAUAAGAAUUGCUUGUUCGAGAGAAUAUCCAAGGGAGUUUUAAGCCAAAGUAAAUUCAGGUUUUAUCCUCGAAAAACAUGGUUUAUUUCUAAUGGAAAAAGUGAUGUGCUAAGCAAGUUCUACGUGCCGAAAAUAUUCAACCCUUUGAUGCUCUAUGAGAGAGAAGAGAAUAAGAGGAAAUCUGAAAAGCGGAAGCCACGUGAAUCAAACUACGGACGUUCCCGGAGAGACGAAGAACAACCUUCUAGGAACAGGUAUUAUAACAAGAAGUCCCUACGCAGGUAG
This is a messenger RNA of Lachancea fermentati, 1212 nucleotides long. The record is from the annotation of a GenBank genome assembly. Lineage: Eukaryota; Fungi; Ascomycota; Saccharomycetes; Saccharomycetales; Saccharomycetaceae.